AGUGAAGCCGGCCGCGGCGAGUGAGUGCACGGAGCCUGAGGAGUCGCCGCGCCCCGUAGACGCCCCGGCCGGUCCCCGCCUUGCGUGUUGGGCCCCGCCGGGAUGGGGAGUCGCCGAGGCCUGGGCCAGCCGCGGGCGGGCCUCUGCCUGCUCCUGGCUUUGCUGCAGCUUCUGCUCCGGACUCAGGCCGCAGGCCCUGUGGAUGUGCUGAAGGCCCUGGGCGUGCAAGGGGGCCAGGCUGGGGUGCUUGAGGGGCCUGGCCUCUGCCCCCAGAGGGCCCCAGAGGGUGACCGGGCAUUCAGGGUUGGCAAGGCCAGCACACUUGGCAUCCCCACGUGGGAGCUCUUUCCAGAUGGGCACUUCCCUGAGAACUUUUCCAUGCUGAUCACUCUGCGGGGCCAGCCAGCCAACCAGUCUGUCCUUCUAUCCAUUUAUGAUGAGGGUGGUACUCGGCAGCUGGGCCUGGCUCUGGGGCCAGCUCUGGGCCUCCUAGGUGACUCCUUCAGCCCCCUCCCCCAGCAAGUCAACCUCAUGGAUGGCAGGUGGCACCGUGUGGCAGUCAGUGUGGAUGGCAGGAUGGUGACUCUGGUGGCUGACUGUGAGCCUCAGCCCCCCACGCUGGGCCAUGGGCCUCGAUUCAUUAGCACAGCUGGACUCACUGUGUUGGGGACCCAGGACCUCGGGGAGGAGACUUUUGAGGGAGAUAUUCAGGAGUUGCUGAUAAGCCCAGAUCCUCAGGCUGCCUUCCAGGCCUGUGAGCGAUACCUUCCCGGCUGUGACAACCUGGACCCUAUAACCACAGGGGUGCCCCAGGGUGAGCCAGAAACUCCUCCCCCUCGACGGAAGGGGAAGGGAAAAGGGAAGAAAAAAGGGCGAGGUCGUAAGGGGAAGGGGAGGAAGAAGAAGAACAAGGAAAUUUGGACCCCAAGUCCACCUCCUGGCUCCCUGGAGAACCAGACCUCCACCGACAUCCCCAAAACAGAGACACCAGCUUCAACUCUGUCUCCGACUCCCACACCUUUGGUCAUUACCACCACUGUGACCACGGGCCACAAUGUCACCAUGCUAGAGGGGGGCCUGGACCCUGACAAUGGACCCGAACUAAGGACCCUGGAGACUAAGUUAGCCGAAGAGGACAAAGAAGGAGGUGGCCCCACCAUGGGCCCUGACUUCCGGGCAGCAGAACUGCCAUCGCAGACUCAGUUCCAGAUCUUUCCUGGUGCUGGAGAGAAGGGAGCAAAAGGAGAACCAGCAGUGAUUGAACAGGGACAGCAGUUUGAGGGACCUCCAGGAGCCCCAGGACCUCGAGGGGUGGUUGGCCCCUCAGGUCCUCCUGGCCCCCCAGGAUUCCCUGGAGACCCUGGUCUACCGGGUCCUGCUGGCCUCCCAGGAAUCCCUGGCAUCGAUGGGAUCCGGGGUCUACCAGGCACUGUGAUCAUGAUGCCGUUCCAGUUUGUAAGCAGCUCCCUCAAAGGACCCCCAGUCUCCUUCCAGCAAGCCCAGGCUCAGGCAGUACUGCAACAGACUCAGCUGUCUAUGAAAGGUCCCCCUGGCCCAGUAGGGCUCACUGGGCGCCCAGGCCCUGUGGGUCUCCCUGGGUAUCCGGGUCAGAAAGGAGAGAUGGGAGAAAUGGGGCCACAGGGUCCCCGAGGCCUUCAGGGACCUCUUGGGCCCCCUGGCCGGGAGGGAAAGAUGGGCCGCUCUGGAGCAGAUGGGGCUCGGGGCCUCCCAGGAGACACAGGACCUAAGGGUGAUCGGGGUUUUGAUGGCUUGCCAGGGCUACCUGGAGAGAAAGGGCAAAGGGGUGACUUUGGCCAUGUGGGGCAACCUGGUCCCCCAGGAGAGGAUGGUAAGAAGGGAGCCGAAGGACCUCCGGGGCCCACUGGCCAGGCUGGGGAGCCAGGCCCCCGAGGACUGAUCGGCCCUAGAGGCUCCCCUGGUCCCCUGGGACGGCCGGGUGUAGUUGGAAUUGAUGGUGCUCCAGGAGCCAAAGGAAAUGUGGGUCCUCCAGGAGAACCAGGCCCUCCAGGACAGCAGGGAAAUCCCGGGUCCCAGGGACUCCCUGGCCCUCAGGGACCCAUUGGCACUCCUGGGGAGAAGGGUCCCCCUGGAAACCCAGGAAUUCCAGGCAUUCCAGGAUCUGAUGGCCCUCUGGGUCACCCAGGCCAUGAGGGCCCCACGGGAGAGAAAGGGGCCCAGGGUCCACAAGGGUCAGCAGGACCCCCGGGCUAUCCUGGACCUCGGGGUGUGAAGGUUCAUAAGAAAUGUGUGCAUGUGUGGUGA
This is a messenger RNA of Leptonychotes weddellii (Weddell seal), 2283 nucleotides long. The record is from RefSeq and is a predicted model, not a curated record. Lineage: Eukaryota; Metazoa; Chordata; Mammalia; Carnivora; Phocidae.